Bactrocera oleae (olive fruit fly) is the source of this 13607-nucleotide messenger RNA. NCBI's taxonomy places the organism in Eukaryota, Metazoa, Arthropoda, Insecta, Diptera, Tephritidae. The record is from RefSeq and is a predicted model, not a curated record.
CACUACAGCAUUGCGCUAGCAAGCAGAAAAAUUGUGGCAGUCGAUUUUAGCUAUUCGUUGCUGAAAGCCAAAACCAAAAUCAACUCGACCGUUACGUACGAAGCACGAAAAUCGAACACCACCACUACCAAGCGACCGAGGAUGAUGACCCACUUUUCGGAAUUUUCUCAUUAAGAAAUAGCAAUCUUGGUGUUAGGUUCAGAAAGAAUUUAGCGUUAAAAUAAAUGUGUAAAUAUUUGUGUAUAUAUAUAAAAGUGAAGCGCAAACAUAUGCUUUAUAAUUAAUAGCAGUUAAAUAAGCUAACAUCAAAAAUAAAAGCAAAUGUGGAGGUAAAACCACAUUAGAUGCAGUAGAGGAGUACACAUUGGAAAAUCUGCAGGCAUAAAAAUUCGCUCUAUACUACAAAAUCACCCCUGAACUCCGCAAUCCAGCGCGCAGCAGUAGGCGUAACAGCAAAAAAUGUGGAGCGCCAAUGGAGCACCAGCGGAGCGCUAGCAGAGCCUAUACAGAAAACUGCUGGCACGAAGUUGUAUAAAAAUCGGUCACAAUGCUUCUUUCAUGGUUGCGCGAGUGAAAAUGUGCUAAAAAUGUGCUUUCUGCAAAAUAUUGAAUGAAAUGGGCUAGAAGUGUAAAAAUUAUGUAGAUAGAAAGAAAAGUGUAACAAUUGCGUAAAUGUAUAAAUCUAUAAAUUGGCCGGGUGGUAGAGUUAAAUUUUUUUCGAAAACAAAGUAUCCGACGAUGUUGACGAUUAAAGUGGAAAAAUAGAUACUUGAGUUAUUAGCUCUGGAUGAAAAAAUAAGCAUUCAAAGAAGGUGUGAAAAAAUUGUAAAACAUAAAAUACAUACAUAUACAUAUUUAUAUAUUUGCAUUUAUACCCAUUGAAAUGCAUUUAUGAAAAAUAUCUAUAUUCCACCGGAAUGCAAAUGUAAACGAGUAAUCAGCAUCAUACAAAUACCACGGAGUAUAAUGAAUUAGUAAAAAAAUUACAUAUUUUCUAAUUUGGGGCACCACUCAUUCGUGUGUAAUUAUAAUAAAGGGACAAAUAAUAAUUAUAAUAAAAGCACUACACCUAAUUGAAAUAUAUAAAAAAUAUUAUUGAAUUUGCAAAUAGUUAAAAAUAUCACCAAUAAAAAUUCAACUCGCAAGUAAACGUGCAACUACAUAUGUAAGGAGUAGGUACGAAGGAGAGUUUAACUUUCCAACGCCAAAAAAGCAUAUCGACACGGUAACGUGCAGGAAGUGGUAGUGAAGGGUCAGCAGGUGGCACAUUUUAAAGAGUGACAAAUACACACACACAUACACAUCCACGCAGACAAGAGCGCAAGGAGACGUGCAGUUGGAGGACAAGCACGUAAGCGACGGCAAAGGUGUUCUACUUGAUUGCGUUGACGUUCGCACGCUCACACAAUCACACGCGCCACCACGCUCGUAGGCACAUUUUAUCAUUGCAUGUGCUCGUACACUAUCGGCUUCGCCGUUAUAGUACUGGUUCAUUGCCUGUCGGUUGACUGGCGAAAUUUAUUGUUGCUUGCUAAAGCAAAUCGCAUAAAUGAUUUCAUACGGCCAGCAACGGAUGGAGCAACAACAAAGAAAUCAACCGAACUUACGGCAACAGCAAGAAGGUAACAAAAUUAGGGAGAACGUUAAAACUACCAAGAACAAAAGGACCAACAACAACAAUCCCAACACAUAUAACUAAAACAAAGCAAAAUUUCACAACUGCAAAAUCGUAAAAAUUCGCUAAAAUGCCGUACGAGUCCAUGCACCAUCAUCAGUCAUCAGCGCCUAACGGUAUGUUGGACUCAUUGAGUUUGCAACUCCGUGAUGCGGAGAUGCGGCGCACUGAAAUUGAGCGCGCACAUCAGGAAACGUUGGCACAAAUACGCAAUAUGUCGAGCAGCAGUCGCCCGGAUACGGAAGCUGUCGAGAAUCUGCAGUCGCGCGCGCGUGAACUUGAGAAAAAAGUCGCUUUGGAAAAUGUACGCUGCGAGGAAUUGCAAAUUGAAUUAACGUCUGCAUUGAAGGCAAAGGCUGCGCGUUCUGGCGGUAGUGACCGAGGCAACUAUGGCGGCAUUUCGGCAUCAAGCGCAAGUGCUUCUUCAGCGGCCGUCACAUCGGGCACAAGUUCCACUGUCACAUGGGCACCGACAAUCAGUCAUCAGGACCAAGGCACUGAAAUCGAUAUCAUAAUGGCGAAAAUUGAACAGGAUAAUCGUGUAUUGGCCGAGUUGGAGCAGCCCCGUACAUCGGCCAUGGGCAUGUCCUCGAUGCCAACAAGUUCCAUAUUGAAUAACGCAAAUAGUGAAUUUAAAACCAUAUCAAAAAGCGAAUUAGAAGAAGAGCUGAACCGUUAUAAGCGAGCAGUGUUGGGCGGCACAAGCGGCACCGCCGUCGGUAGUUCGGCGCUCACCAGCAGCUAUGGUACCGCAGCCACCACCGGCGCUGGUGGCCUACCAUCAUCGCUUACCUCCGCUUUGCCGAAUGGCGCUAGCGCCAUGUCUGCCGCAUUAGUUGGUAGUGGAGGCACCAGCGGUGUUGGUGUUGGCGUUAGUGGAGGUGGUGGCAGCAGUGUCGGCAGUGGUGGUGGUAGUGGUAGCAGCGGUCCAGUCGGUGGCAGCGGCGGCGGUGGUGUUAUGGGCCUCUCAUCUAUAUCAGCGCUGGUGCCCAACUCCAUUGGCGGUAUAUCGUCGAGUUUGAGCAGUCAUGCCAUACAAUCGAUGAACACGGCCGCGUCCGCCUAUGGCGCUGGUCCCACGUCCGUUGAGAAACUGCUAAGCGGAACAAGUGGAAUCGCUGGCGGCAUUCCACCAUUGCCGGUAAAUAUUCAUACGAUGAAGUCUAUGCCAUCAGCAUUAAGUCAGCGUGGCACAAUACAACUGUAUAAUUUACAGAGCACAACCAUGCCCAUCUUGUCGUUGAACGCGCAUAACAUACCGACCGGUACGAGCAGUUACUCGGCACUGGGGCUAAGUGGUGCCGGCACUGUUGGAGUGCCAUCGUUGGGCUCGUCGCUGACACACCCCGCCUUGGGUAAUAUGCUCGAUACGAGUACCCUGCUCGGCACUACUGGUUUGUCGGGUUUGAGCGGUGUGGGGGCCGCCUCUUCGUUGUAUGGAUUGGGCGCUGGCACCGGCAUCGGUGGUUUAAGUGGACUCACCAGUGGUCUAUCUAAUUCUUAUGUCCCACCUUACAUUGAUGUGGGUUCGAGCGCCUCAUAUCCCUACUCGUCGGCUGCAUUGCGUACUGCUACGAAAAUGAAAAUGCUCGAUGAGAUUGACAUACCAUUGACACGUUAUGGAAAUCGCAGUUCGCCGUGCUCACCAAUACCGCCUAGCACGUGGGGACUCGAUGAGUUCACUGAUAGUUUAAGUGCUUCAAUGUUACAUAAUCGUGGCAAUUUGGCGUUGGGGGCAUUGGAUUUGGAAACGCGAAAUCACAAUUUAAAUGGCGUUAGUGAACCACAAGUAGAUAUGUUGGACAUACCGGGCAAGGGACGAUGCUGCGUCUUCAUAGCACGUUUUCCAUAUGAUCCACCAGAGGAAGCUGAAGGUGAAUUAUCUCUUUGUGCUGGUGAUUAUUUACUCGUUUGGACCAGCGGUGAACCGCAAGGCGGGUAUUUGGAUGCCGAAUUGCUGGAUGGUCGGCGAGGUCUUGUGCCUGCCUCAUUUGUGCAACGUUUGAUUGGUGAUGAUCUUUUGGAAUUCCAUCAAGCAGUACUGUCGACAUUGCGUGACGCCGAGGAUGGUUCUAUGCAAUGUGAUACUACUUCGUUGCCCUCGCUGCCGCCUCACAACCCUUUGCUCACACACACCCAGGAGGACUUGGCACGUUUGAGUGAGACGCACACAGAUUUGGAACAUGAUCAAGAUGACAUAAGUGAUAAUGUUCCAGCACCGAAGCACUUAACGUUGGAGCGCCAGCUAAAUAAAAGUGUCCUCAUCGGUUGGUCACCACCGGAACCAGUAGGCUAUAAUCUCAUUGACAGCUAUCAUGUCUAUGUUGACGGCGUCCUGAAAGUAACGGUAAAGGCUAAUGAGCGGACACGAGCGCUUAUAGAGGGCGUGGACUCAAAUAGGCCGCAUCGUAUCAGUGUGCGUAGUGUUACACAGAAUCGUCAGACAUCACGCGAUGCAGCAUGUACAAUGAUUAUUGGACGCGACACCUCGCAUUUAGGCCCUUCAGCGGUGCGUGCUUCGCAUAUUACCUGUUCAUCGGCAGUCAUAUCAUGGUUACCGGCCAACUCAAAUCAUCAGCAUGUGGUGUGCGUGAAUAAUGUAGAAGUGCGUACGGUCAAACCGGGUGUAUAUCGCCACACCAUUACCGGGCUGGCCCCGAGCACACAAUAUCGAGUCACAGUGCGGGCUAAACACCUGCGAGCAGCGGGUGGACAACCUACACCGGGACGUCCACAGGAGGAAGCACCGGGUGCGUAUGCUGAUUUCCGUACGCUGACUAAGGGCUUGCCCGACCCGCCACAGGAUAUCCAACUUGAGGCUGGUCCUCAAGAUGGUACCAUUUUGGUGACAUGGCAGCCGGUUAACCGGCCAACAUCUUCUGGCCCCGUAACCGGCUAUGCUGUGUACGCCGAUGGUAAGAAAGUAACAGACAUAAACUCACCAACUGGGGAUCAUGCGCUCAUCGAUAUCGGCAAACUGGGCGUAUUCAAUCCACGUGCGGUCACCAUACGCACCAAAUCCCGAGACGCACAAUCAGCCGAUAGUGCACCCAUACUAAUACCAAAUACUGUGCGCAGUGCAGUAGGUCGCCGAGGGCCUCAACAAAUGGGCAUGGGUCCGCAACAAAUGCAACCCGGUACCCAUGGCAUGCCCGGCCAAAUGAGCAUGCCUGGUCAAACGCAUCAGCAACAACAGCAUAUGAUGGGCCAGGAUCUGCAUCAAUAUGACCCAAAUCAACAAAUGCAACACGGACAACAACAACAAACCGGGCAACAACAACCAGGGCAGCCAGGACCACAGCCUGACGGAAGCCAUGGCUUAUUAGGUGGGCUGCUCGGUGGCCUCUUCUCAAAACCCACUACUCAGAGUCAAGUGAAUCAGAAUGUCAAUGGAUAUCAGCCGGGUACAGGGCAGAGGCCCAUGAUGCAGAGCCGACCACCUGGCCCACAGAUGAUGGGUGGACAACAACCUGGCCAGCAGCCUUAUGGUCCACAGGGGCAAAUGGGUGCACAGCAACGUUUCCCCGGUCAACGUGGGCCCGCACCAGGGCAGAUGCAAGGACAAAUGCCCGGACAAUUGCAGGGGCAGAUGCAAGGUCAAGGCCAAAUGCCAGGGCAAAUGCAAGGUCAAAUGCCCGGACAAUUGCAGGGGCAGAUGCAAGGUCAAGGCCAAAUGCCAGGGCAAAUGCAAGGGCAGAUGCAGGGACAAGUAUCCGGCCAGAUGCAAGGUCAAAUGACCGGGCAAAUGCAAGGUGCUAUGGGUCCUCGAGGCCCACUAAAUCCACAACAACAAAUUCAGCAACAGCAACAACAACAUCAGCAGCAGCAACAACAGCAACAACAACAGGGGCAAAUGGGUAUGGGCCCUGCCCAGCAACCAUUAAAUCAACAACAACAAUUGGCGGCACAAAAGAAACCACGUUAUUUCGUUGCUAUGUUCGACUAUGAUCCAAGCACAAUGAGUCCAAAUCCAGAUGGAUGCGACGAAGAACUGCCAUUCCAAGAAGGUGACACAAUAAAGGUUUAUGGCGAUAAAGACGCCGAUGGCUUUUAUUGGGGUGAAUUGCGUGGUCGUCGUGGCUAUGUGCCUCACAAUAUGGUAACGGAAGUGGAUGAUGGUACCGGCGGAAUGGGCCCAAUGCCGGGCGGACCACCGCAGCCUGGGGGCCCGGGUCAAGUGAUGCCCGGCCAGGGAGGGCCUCAGCAAAGUAUGCGUAAUGUAAGUCGCGAUCGUUGGGGUGAUAUCUAUGCAAACAUGCCGGUGAAACGUAUGAUCGCACUGUAUGAUUAUGAUCCGCAAGAGCUGAGUCCGAAUGUAGACGCGGAACGUAAGGAAACAAGUAGCGGUUUCUUAGGUGGUUUCAUAGAUGAUCUUUUUGGGACUCCCCAAGCCAAUAAAAAAGUUACACGAAAUCAGGUGGAAUUGAGCUUCAAAACGGGUGAGGUAAUACUCGUUUAUGGUGAUAUGGACGAAGAUGGUUUCUAUAUGGGUGAAUUGGACGGUAUACGUGGUCUCGUGCCGUCAAAUUUCCUCGCCGAAGCACCCGAUCAGUACAACAAUCAAAUGGGACCGGCAGGACGUGGUGGCUUAAGUCAACGGGGUAGAGGACAAGGCCCCGGCGCCAGAGGGCCACCGCCACCACCCAGAGACAACAUGAUGCCCGGCAUGACUGGGCAACGUGGUUCUACAGGCAAAAUUGAAGAUGCUCGCCCUGCUUCCCCUACACUGUUAGACAACACGGGCCUCCCUGCCCCCGAUCACCAAACGCAGGGGAUGAUCGGUCGCGGUGGUAAUAUUGGUAUGCAACAACAACAACAACAACCAUAUGGUCAGCAACAGACACAACAGCAGCAACAACAAAUGGGUAUGGGUCAAAUGGGGCAACAACAGCAGGGCAUGAUGGGACAACAACAACAACAGCCAAUGGGAGGACAAAUGGGCCAAAUGGGUACUAUGGGUCAGAUGGGGCAGAUGACGCCGCAACAGCAACAGCAGCAGCAGCAGCAGCAGCAACAACAACAACAAAUGGGCAUGGGCGGGCAGAUGGGACAAAUGGGUGCCAUGGGGCAGCAACAGCAGCCCGGCAUGAUGGGCGGGCAACAACAAAUGGGCAUGGGCGGUAUGGCAGGACAACAACAACAGCAGCCGCCCGUAACGACACAGUCAUCUGGUGGUUUAUUCUCCGGUGCUACAAGCCUACUCUCAGGUGCUACUUCGGCUGCCACCGGUGGUCUAUUUGGUUCGAAACAACCACCGAAACAAGAUCCAAUGCAACCACCAGUCGGUGCGCAGCCAAUGCAGCCAGGCCAACAACAGCCACCGCCGCAAGGGCAACAGCCACCGCCACAGGGUCAGGGACCAGGGGCGGGGCUGUUGGGCGGACUAAAAGGUAUUGCAGCGGCGGCGCCCGGUGGGGAUGUGCUUUCAAAAGGCAAAGAUCUCUUUGGCAAAUUUGGAUUCGGCUUUGGCAAAUAACCCCGGUCAUUUUGUAGGGCAUUUCUAUUUAUAUUGUAUCUAAAUUUGUAUUUAUUAUUAACUAAAAGAUCGAUACAACAAAAAUCACUACUAUUAUGAUCGCUUAAAAAUAUAAAUUAUAAUAACAAAAAUAAGGAAUAUUAUAAAUAUGAUUAUGAUUGUAAAUCAUACAAAGCAAUUGAUUGCAAUGGUGAUUAUAAAAAACUAAAGGUACUAGUAUUUUUUAUCACAUAAUGACAAAAGUAUGCAAAGCGCCAAAAAACUGAUAGUAAUAUUUAAUAAAAUUAAUUUUUGUGUUUUCCCCUUUUUGGCGGGCGAAAAUACAAAGCCAUAUUUUACAUACAUAUGUACAUACAAUAUGUGUAUAUACCGAGCGGCUAAAAGAAGGCCGUGCUAAGGUGUCUUUUGACACAGAGGCAUAUAUAUAUAGUGUGGUCACCGUACGGAAUACGAUAGAAAAUGGCGAUGGAAGAAGGUCUUGGGCGCUUGAAUUGAAAGCGUAUAAAUAAAAUAUGCGGAAAUCAACCCAAAUACUGUGAGACAAAAGCUAGUAAAAUUUAAGUACACAAAAUUACACCAAGACACAUAUGAAUGCCCCAAUCGAUCACAUACACAUAUACAAAUUAAAGUGAAAUUUUGAAGAUACCACUUUUAAGUCAAAAAUGCAAUAAUAUUCAACAAGAAAUAAUUUUUAAAAAAAUCACCUUGAAUGACGUUUAUUAAAAUUUAUAUGAAACUAACUCUUAAUAUGCAAUUUAAUUGAAUUCUUCGUGUAUUUACAUACGAACGUACAUACAUAUAUAAAUGCAUACAAUAUGUUAUCUAUACCUAGCUACACAUAUAAACACAUAUAUAAAUAUAAUAAUAUACAUACAUAUUUCCAGGCAAUGCUAAAUAAAAUUAUACAUACUGCAUACACAUAGAACAUACAUAUAAAAAUUAAUAAAUAAUAAUAAUAUUAAAAAGUAAAACAAUAUAUAUAUAUAUAUAUAAAUAAAUAUAUGAAUAUAUUUACAAGAAAAAUAAUUAUUUGUUACGCACAUUGUUAAAUUUGCUACUGUUGCUGACCAGUUUAUAAAUAAAACAAAAUGAAUAUAUAAAAAAUUUGAAAGGCAAAAAUAUAUGAAUAUAUAUGGAGAAAGAUGAUAAAAAGUAAUAUAAUAACGCAUAAUAAAAAACAGGCUACUCACUAUGUAUUAUAUGAGUGUAUGGAAUAAAAAUAUUAAAAACAAAUCACAACAUACAAAAAAAACAUAUAUCUAACCUAUACUAAAUACAUUAUACAUAUUAAAAAUGAAUGAAACCAAAGAAAACAACAUUAAAUUCAAGAAGGGAACAAGUUUGGGAGAAUGAAAAUUGAAGUACACUCUAUGUGAGAAAAGUACACCUGUAAAAUGAUUCGUAAAGACAAAGAAGUAAAUGGCUUCAAAACUGCGAAAGAGUACUAUGUAUAUAUGUACAAGCAUAUACACACUGACAUAUAAUAUAUACAUAUAUAUAUACAAUGAUAUAAGAUAAAAGUGAGUUUGAAUGAUAUAAGAAAUCUGCUUUAAAAGUAACACUUAAACUUGAAUGCUAAUACUUUAACUGAUACGUACAUACAUACAUACAAAAAUUUAGUUAAAGCUAUUUCCAAUUGAUUAAUACUACGCGAGUGAAUUUAAAAAAUUUAAUCUAAAUACCAAAAUUUAACAAAACAUUUCCUAAACUAAUGCAAUUAAUUCAAUGAUUAAAAGCAAACAAAAUAAAAAAUAACGCUUUUCGUUAGUAAACUGUAAAAGAAACCUAUAAAAAGAGAAGAUACCAUAAUUUUUCCUAACAUUUGCUUAUUCAUGAUUUGCUUUUAACAUCUGAGAUAUACACAUACAGAUGCCAAAGGCAAUUGUCAUUUUCACAUCAAAUUCUAUGCGCUAUAGUUCAACUUUGCAUUCAUUAGAGAAAACUGUUUAUUUUUCAAACAAUAAUGCUUCAGAAGAUAUAUGUAAAUUCACUAAUACAUAUAUGAUAUACAAGUAUUUAUAAUAAGCAAAUAAGAUACACAAGUAUGUAUGCUUGUAAAUUAAAAAAAUUUAAAACCGCGUCCUAACCUCGCAUUUUUUACUUUGCCCCUAGUUGACUGUCUAUUAUCUAUGUUAAAACUUAACCUAGUAGUCAUCUCUUGCGGCAUUUUAAAUAAUCUCUACAGCUUUUACACUCGAUCAUAAAACCUUUAUGUAUGUUUUAAAACUAAACUUUUGAUUUUCCAGUAUGAUUUGGUAAAAUGUUAAAAAAGUGGCAUAUAAAUUAAGGGUUCAAAAAGAAAGGAUUUUGAACAUCUUUUCUUAUUUUAGAAAUCUUAAAAAAAUAAAAUUAAAUGUACUAUAAACAAGUAAGGAUGGCUAAUUUCGGGUGUAACCGAACAUCCUAUACUCUCGCAAGGUAAAGUGAUAUAUGUGAUUUCCGUAUUUAUUUUAAUUAAAAGUGCGAAGUAUUUCAUCUGUUAUUUACAAUCACAGGCAAGAGGAUACUGUUAUUAGAAAGAGUUUUUUUUUCUGAAUUUCCGUACCUGUACCGAUCGGUGUUACAAAGUCGACCAGAAGUUCGAAAAUAUUUAUAUCAGGUAUAUGGGAGCUAAGGGAAGUAUUGAUCCAAUGGCACCCAUUUUUGGCACAAGGGCAUGCUGUCAUCAAAAAAAUUUUCCUCCGAAUGUCAAUACUAAACCUCACGGACCUCACAGAUUGACCGAUAUGUUCGGUAAAAAAUUAGCCACAUGCACUGGGGCCUGUAUAUUUGGUUCCUGGGUUCUUGAAAAGAUAUGGAAUUUGAAAUCUUGCUAUAUGGGACCUAGACUUAGAAAUCAAACAUCAGUUAUCAAAAAAAAACUUUGCCCUCAAGGUAUUUCGUGGCUUUUAUCCGAUUUCGUUCAUUUUCACAGUGUUGGAUAGGAAUAUGUUAUUUGGGUUAUAUCACACACCAAAUUCGGUUAAAAUUGGUCAAGUACCUCCUGAGAUAUAGAAUUUCACCAAAAGGUGGGUGGUGCCACGCCCAAUGUCCAACUUCGUGGCUCAUUUCUUCAGUGAGUUAUUGUACUUUUAGUAUUUUUCAACAUAACCGAUAUAUGGGGAGUGGGCGCAGUUAAUACCUGAUUUUACCCAUUUUCACAGCGUAUAAAGAAGUGCUAAAAGGACUUCUUCUCAAAAAGUUUUUUAGGGUUAUCUUUAGCGGUUUGAAAGAUAUGUACAUUUACCUAUUUAGGGGGCGGGACCACGCCCACUUUAAACAAAUUUUUCCUCCACAGAUGUCCCUUGCUAUUGCAAUCCUCUGUCCCAAAUUACAGUUAUAUCUUAAUUUAGUGCUUAGUUAUGGCACUUUAUAUGUUUUCGUUUAAUGGCGUAUUGUGGGCGUGAUAUGUAGAAAGUGUUAUCAAGCUAUUUCAAUUUCUACUCAAGUUAUCGAUUACAAAAACAGAGAGAACGGGCAGGCAGUCAACCUGAUUUCAACUUGUCUCGUCAUCGUUAUUAUUUAUAAAUAUAUAACUACCUAUGUAUAUAUCUCGAUUAGUUUGUGGUGAUACAAACAACCGUUAGGUGAACAACCGUUAGGUAGCAAAAUGUUGCGAGAGUAUAAAAAUGCCAUUUGCUUUUUAUAUACCGUUGCCUUCGCUUUCAACGUUUCUAGAAAAUUUGAACUUAUCCUUUGGUAAAUGAGCAUUCGAAAACAAAACAUUUUUGUUAUAAAGAAUAUAGAUAAAAUUAUUAGAAUGAAAAAUCUCUGGAUAAAGUUUCACUAACACUUUUUAAUACACACAGCUGUCGCUGAAAACUUCCAAAAAAAUUAAUUAAAUAAUAUAUUAUAUAUUAUAUAUAAAUAGUAAAAUUAAUUGUUAAUUAAUUGUUAUGUUGUCUUUUCGACAUUAACAUUGCUUUUAAUUUUGAAAGUUAUUACUUUUACCUUUUUUGCGUUUGAAAACUAUAACAAAAUUUAAAGAAGAUUUAUUUUAUAAAUCUUGACAACACCGAGGGCUUUAAUUGAAUAUAGAACACAAAUGUCUCUAAGCUUUUAGGAUUUUGACAAGACUUUUAAAAAAUUUGAUGUUUUAGCAAAAAAAAAAAAUGUCUAAGUUUCUAGCUAAUUUUAAUGUUCUAUUUUACCGUUAUGUUAAAUAUUAAACUUUUAAUAUAACAAAAAAGCACAAAAUUUCAAAGAACUAUAGGGGAUAAGCUAACCAUACAUACAUACAUACUAUUAUUAUAACACAUUCAAAAAUCGUCAAGUCUCCAAAAUGAUCUUGCUUUUCACUCUAAGUUGCUUUCUUAACAUAAGUACAUACAUAUGUAUAUUUAGAAAAUUAAUGACAAAAUUAUCUGCCAAUAGCUCCAAUCUAACAAACUUCAUAAAUUUUUGUAUAAAAUAAUUCCAUUUUUCAAAUAUUCGCAAAACAUACUUGUAAGAACAAAAAUACUUUUAUUAUGCAUACAUAUGUACAUAAAAAGAAAUUUAUAAUCCAAAUUGCUAAUGCUUACUAAAUAACAAUAAAAUCGAGUUCAACAAAGAAGUAACCCUGAAAAUAUGCAGUUCAAAAUGCUUCUAAUGCAUUAAAUAAUCAAUACAAAAUUAAUGAAUGUAACAAGCUGCAACUAUACAAGUAUAUUCACAUGCUUUCCUUCACAUUCUCAAAACAAAAAAUAGGAAAAAUUGUUUAAAGUAAUAACUAAGUGAACAUGCCACUUCUAAAGUAACUGUAAAAGCCAAAGCUAGUAAAUUAAUUUCUGGAAAAGAUAUUAAUGCAGUCAAAUAAAAUCGGUAGGAACAAUUUUAAAUUAAUUUAAAAAUCAUACGCAUACACUGGUGUUAAUAAUCGUAUGCAUAUAUACAUACAUACAUACAAGUAGAUAAUACAUACAACAAUUUACAAAAUCACAAAAACAUGAACGAAAAUACCAAAUAUUUUAUGUACCUAUUGUAUCACUUAAUAAACAAACAAAAGAAGCAAUGAAGUAGGGAAGUGGAAGGGAGUAGUUGACAUGAAGAAGAUAGAACUGAGAUAACAUGUACAGAAGUAAAAAAUACACACAUACCACAUAUACAUAUAAGUAUAAUAGACAGUAAGCAAGACUUAAACAAUAUCCUCACACUCACUGACAUUCAAACUAAUUCACCAACAAUAUUCUCACACUUCAACACUUCCACACACACAUUCUUACAUACAUAUAUACAUACAUUAUUUCUAACGCUCAUUAUAUUUUUCUUGAAUCUUGCAAAAAAAGUUUAAAUUGCAAAAUAAAAAAGAGAGCAACAUUAAAGACAGUUAGUGUGGUAUUACGGUUAUUUGCAAAAUAUACACAAAAAUCUCACAAACAAAUACAUAUAUAAGCAUAUACACAUGCAUACAAACAUACACACGUAAUUGCACUAGCGAUUACAAGUAAAACAACAAUACGUCGAAAACAAAACAUUCCCAACAACAAACCAAAACAAUACAAAUAAUAUUCAAUCGUUGACUAUCCAAUGUUGCCCACAAAAUGAAAAACAUGUUUACACCUAAAUUUUUUAUAUACUAAAAUAAUGAUUUACUAUUUAUAUUUACUUAGUCAAAGUAAAAGCGAUAUGUUGAUAAUAAGCAAUGGAAAAUAAAUACCGUAAUAUAUACUAUAAAUAGGAUUUACGUAUUAAAAGUGGUUUACUAUAAAUCCUUCUAAUCACGACCGUUAUUGCCAACUACAUUUCUAAAAUUAUAUUCAUCUUACCACUCACAGCUCGCAGUUAGCUGGCAAGCCAAGCUUUAAAAUUUCAAGACAUUUAGUUAUUAUGGAAUAAAUGGCAGCAUUUAAAAGAUAACAAGUACACUUACCAAUUCUAUUAAACACACACAAACAUUUAUACACUUGUUAAAAUCACGCCCACUAUUCACUAUAUCUACUUAUAUACUCGUUGAAAGCAUAAAACGCAACGUUUACAAAUUCAUACAAACAUACAAAUAUACCAAUCUUCAUGUGUAUGUAAGUUCUCAGUUACAAUCAUACGUAUGUACGUAGUAUUGCAGAUUGUUCACAAUUUUACUAACGCAUACAUACAAUACAGAAAUGUUUACUUACAUACAUAAAUUACAAUACUUAGCAAAAAUCUCCCUAGCAAAAUUUUUGUUUAAUAACUAUUUACCAUGAAAUUAAUAAAUUGCGAAAGAAACAGUCAAAUACUUUCACAGGUUAUAAAUUUAUCUGUAACUGAAAAAUAGUAAAAGAAAUUAGGCAAUUAAACGGUGAAUGCACAGAUGAUAAUUACAAACUACAUAAUAUGUAUAAAAAUAAAUUUAAAAUAAUAACUAUAAUAUAAUAACGAUGAUGAUAAUGAUGAAACAGACAAUUGUUAUACGGUAUUAUUAUACUUUUUCUAUAACUUAUAAUUUAUUUAAUAAAAGUAAAUGCGAAAAAAUCGUAAAUACAUAAUUGCAAAAAAGAAAAUAUUGCAGAAAAAUUA